Molecule: messenger RNA, 2069 nt
Organism: Pygocentrus nattereri (red-bellied piranha)
Lineage: Eukaryota; Metazoa; Chordata; Actinopteri; Characiformes; Serrasalmidae
Gene: sqstm1
Product: sequestosome 1
Exons: 8
Coding region: 165-1565 (466 amino acids)
Biological process (GO): endosome organization; aggrephagy; mitophagy
Cellular component (GO): amphisome; aggresome
Molecular function (GO): protein kinase C binding; zinc ion binding; K63-linked polyubiquitin modification-dependent protein binding
Source: RefSeq, a predicted model, not a curated record
UGAGCUCGAAGGCAGGAACGGAGACGGACAGCGGCUCGGGCGGUGCUUCGGUCAGCUGACUCGUGUUUUUGAAGGGACGUGAAUUUCUGCUGCGCAACAAACCUCGGAGCCCGACUUUCUGCGUUUCUUCUCGAGUUUUCGGUGCGUGUGGACCAGACGCGAGGAUGUCGAUGACCGUGAAGGCUUACCUCCUCGGGAAGGAGGACAGCCACAGGGAGAUUCGCCGCUUCGCCAUCGACCAGGACGUGUCGACAAGUUUCGAGUACUUGAGCCGCAAGGUGGUGGAUGUUUUCGCCAACCUCCGGAAUGUCAUCUUCCAGAUGUAUUAUAAAGAUGAGGAUGGCGACAUGAUUGCCUUCUCUACUGACGAAGAGCUCAUGAUGGGGCUGACUCUGGUGAAGGACGACACAUUCCGCCUCUUCAUCAAGGAAAAAAAGGAGCACAAGCGUGACUUCUCACCUCAUGGGGUCCCAGGGUUCCCCUGUGCCCCUCCUCCAGGACCGCACCACGCGUGGCCCCAUGGACACCAUCAUAUGGGGCCUCAAGGACCACCUCCUAUGGGACCCCCACCACAUAUGGGCCCACCUCCUCAUCACCCUCCCAUGGUUCACCCUGGUGUGACCUGUGAUGGAUGCGAGGGACAGGUGGCUGGAACUCGCUUCAAGUGCACCGUGUGCCCGGAUUAUGACCUCUGCUCCACCUGCCAGGCUAAGGGCCUCCACAAGGAGCAUCCCCUCCUACCCAUUUUCCAUCCCAUGGCCAACAUGUUUGAGUGGUUCCCUCGUGGGAAAUUCUGGCGCAAGAUGAGGCACUGCAUGUGGGCUGGUGCCCAGGCUCAGGCUCAGACUCAAAACCAAAACCAGGCUCAGCCGGGUCCAUCUGGAGCCCAGCCAGGCUCCCAGGAGGCCAACUCGCAGGAUGGCCAGGCCCAAAAUGGAGCCUCUAGUUCUGCCCAGGCCAACAUGGAGUACCUGAAGAACAUUGGAGAGGGUGUGGCUGCUAUGCUGAGCCCUCUAGGCAUAGAUGUGGACAUUGACGUGGAACAUGAGGGGAGAAAGGCCAAAGUGACACAGACUCCUCCUGCCUCAAGUGGACCUCCGAGUGGCCGGAGUGACGGUGGCUCAGGAGGCCUUCUUUCUCGAGGAGCCGAUGGAGGCCCAGUGAGUUCUUGCAGCGUAGGCAGUACCACAGAGGGGGCAAAAGACCACAGUAAUGAUGAGGAGUGGACCCAUUUGAGCUCUAAGGAAGUGGAUCCAUCCACAGGUGAGCUGCAGUCCCUCAGAAUGGAGGUGGAUGGGCAAGAGAUUGCGGAGAAUCCCCCCGGACCCCUCAGUACCAAUUCAGCCUCUAACCAAGGGCCCACUGGGCUGCGUGAAGCAGCUCUCUACCCACACCUGCCUCAAGACGCAGACCCUCGGCUGGUGGAGUCUCUGUCCCAGAUGCUGUCCAUGGGCUUCACAGAUGAAGGAGGCUGGCUUACCAGGCUUCUCCACACCAAGAAUUAUGACAUAGGGUCUGCUCUGGAUACCAUCCAGUACUCCAAACCACCUGGCCCUCGGAAAUGAAAUGGCAGAGCAAGGGCUUAGAAAAACGGGGGUCACAAUUAGUGCACAUUAUUUGAAAACCCCAAGCCUAACACAUUAGCAAUCUCUACCAAGUCUGCCUUUCCUGAAUAUAUAACUGAUUCCAUUCAUACUGUUGGCAAUAUAAAUUACUCAGGCAUUUUUCAUAACAAAUUUAUUAUCAAUGUUAUUCGCAAGAUUAACGUGGCACUUAAACAUGAAUACAAAUGUCAUAAUCAUGUUGGGUAUGUUGUUUUAUAUAAAUAGAUUACAGAUAUGACUUGCUUCUUAAAUUGGUAACUAUUAAGAAAUUCAAAAAGGUGUCUGUGGAAAAAUGUUCCUGUGCAUCUCUAAUGCAGUCAUUGUUUUAAGAUGCUUUUUUAAUUGUAGCAAGAAAAAAAAAUCUUGAGUAUUUUUGUUAGUCACAAUGAAUAGGAACUACUGUUGUAUUCUUUACUUUCACGGUUUCUUGCUCUGUCUGUCAAAUAAAAUAAUGUAUCUGCAAAA